Pomacea canaliculata is the source of this 2049-nucleotide messenger RNA. Its product is annotated as putative defense protein. The transcript is spliced from 5 exons. The record is from RefSeq and is a predicted model, not a curated record. NCBI's taxonomy places the organism in Eukaryota, Metazoa, Mollusca, Gastropoda, Architaenioglossa, Ampullariidae. Gene Ontology annotation, molecular function: oxidoreductase activity, acting on metal ions. Bases 363 to 1160 code for a protein of 265 amino acids.
CAAGUGACACGACACAGUCUGGAAAGGACAGCAACGUUUGGUGAGGUGCGACACUUUCCUGCUUUGGGGCACGGAGGUGAGGAACGAACUCUGACAGUCGCUUGCCCCACUUUUUGGUGAUCACGUGAUCCAUGCACGCCACUCUUGAUGCUGGUCUGUAGUACUGUGAGUAUUACCGAGGCUUUGAGAGAAGAACGCGCGCGACUGGGCUGCAAACUCAUCGUGGCGUGACACUCCAUUCGGAAGCAAGCUCGGAGACAUCGUCACAAUCGUUGCCAUCGUCAUCAAACGCAUUUUACUGGACGCCGGACUACGGUCUUCAGCAAAGAUUCUUCAUUGUGCGCGCCUUGCCGACAUUUGCAAUGAAGACGCCGGUGCUGAUGCCGAUGCUGUUCCCACUUGUCGUGUUGCUGUCGUGCUGCGGUCCCUCACUAGGGUAUUCUACAGGUCCGCCGACAUCGGCCUGCACCGACAUGUACCCGGAAGGGCACAAUGCUGAUGCCCAGACCACCAUCCUUCCGUUUGAACUCUUAGUCAGCAACACAACAUUCACACCUAAUGCAAAGAUUGUGGUUACGUUGCAGGUCAAGUCUUCAAUGCCGACCAUGUUCUUCAAAGGAAUGUUCGUACAGGCCCGCCUUGCUGGGAAUUGUAGCAACACUUCCCCUGUCGGCACUUUCUCCAUCCCUACAGGUGACACCUACCUGCAGCUACUGUCCUGUGGUCAAUUAUCUAGCUCAAUAUCCCACAAGAACUCCUUAGUCCAGAUUCACUCGAAAAACUUUACCUGGACUGCACCGUCCACUGCCACUGGCCGCAUCUUCUUCAGGGCGACCGUGGUGAAGAGCAAACAGGAGUUCUGGACUAACGUCUUCUCCCCCUACGUCAAGCCUGUGUCAGACACGAGUAGUCCGCCCACAACAGGCUGUGAGGUGCGUAAGACCCUCGUACAGACCUCGACACCAGCAUCAUCCAGCUAUAAGACAUCAUCGACAGUGUCGUCGAGUACAAGGGUGUCAUCGACACUGACGACGAGGACAACGACGAGGCUAACGACGAAAAGAACAACAUCGCUAUACACGUCAGGCACAUCGAUUAUCUCCCCUGCGCGGCUGCUGGCGGCUGUGGCUUGUGUUAUCGCUCUUGCUGCAAGGGUCUGAUGUCGCAAGGCAUCUUUGAGCUGGAAAAAAAUUUGAAUUUGUCUCUUGUUUUUACUUAUGGGUACUUUUAACGGUGUGCCUUCAACUUUAGCUGCCUGCUGAAAUAUGUUUGCUGUCAUAGUCAAAUGAAUAUGCUAGAAGUUAUAAAAUAACGGAUUUAAAAAAAUUGUGUAUUUAAUUCUUUACAUUCUCAUUAAGUUUUCAAAUAAAAAGAAAAUGAGUGGCGACAUUUUGAAUUGCCGUAGGCAUAGGUUUCUUUCCUGAUUAUCGUCUGCCUGUAAAUAGCAAGAUUAUUCUGUGUACAUAAAUGGUUUGAAAUGAUAUAACAUUUGAAACAAAAAUUUACUUUCUUUCAUACCUGUAUAUCAUCUUUUCGAAAUAUCUAGUGUGUCUGUGCAGCUAUCGUUGUUACCAUUCGAUUCACUGGGCAUGUUCGCUUCUUUACAUAGACAUUAUUAUUAUUGUUGUUGUUAAAAUUUUUUAUUCUUAUUUUUGACGCAUUGGUGAGGGGAGGAGAGUUUUCCAGUAGGGAGAUUCAGACACGGAACACUACUAUUUGUGUGGGAACAAGAACAGCACAAGAAAAAGAGAAAAAGUCUGUACUGUGGACUCCAGGUUAAGUAAUAUAGCAAUUGAUGAUUAUUAAAAUACGAUCGAAAGAAAUAUCCCACGGAGACGAAUUGACCAUAAAACUGAGCUUCGUCUAAAAAUAAAAAAAAGGAUGAAGACACAUCUACUGUCCACACUUACAUGAAUUUUUUUGCAAUCCUGUAUAUUUGUAAAUUGCUAUUGCUAUUGGUUAUUCACGUACUGUUGACUUCUAAUAGAAAGGCCUUGUUUUAAUCAAACAUUAUAUGAUAAAAAAUCCACUAGUAUAAAAGAAAUAAUG